UACAGCUUAUAGAGAAAUAUAUGUGGGUCCAUAGCUAAAAUGUUGCUAGCAAUAUUGACCAGAAGAUUUAUCAGUAGAAGGGGAUUUGAUCAGAGUAACGGUAUAUGUCACAACCUUGGUCAGAUACAAUUAUCUACUCCUGUCAGCUCCAAGAAAAAAAAAAUGAAACUGACGCAAGAAGAAAGGGAUCUACUUUUGAAUCCUUUGUUAGAAAAUGGAUGGACUUUGAAAACAGAACGAGAUGCCAUUUAUAAAGAAUUUAUAUUUAAAAAUUUCAAUGAAGCUUUUGGAUUUAUGACACGGAUAGCUCUACAAUCGGAGAAAAUGAAUCAUCAUCCAGAAUGGUUUAAUGUUUAUAAUAAAGUAAACAUGACUUUAUCUACUCAUGAUGUUAAUGGAUUAUCGCAGAAAGAUGUCGAUUUAGCAACAUUUGUUGAGAAUGCUGCUAAGGGUUACAAUAAUUAAUUUAUUUUAAGAUUGAUGCCCUAAUAUAAUCGUUGGAUCAAGAAACAAACAUGAAUAUAUAUAUAUAUAUAGAAAUUUUAAUGAUAUUUUUAAAAGAUUAUCUCACAUAAA
This is a messenger RNA of Vespa mandarinia (Asian giant hornet), 576 nucleotides long. RefSeq names its product pterin-4a-carbinolamine dehydratase (gene Pcd). Gene Ontology annotation, molecular function: 4-alpha-hydroxytetrahydrobiopterin dehydratase activity. The record is from RefSeq and is a predicted model, not a curated record. NCBI's taxonomy places the organism in Eukaryota, Metazoa, Arthropoda, Insecta, Hymenoptera, Vespidae. Gene Ontology annotation, biological process: tetrahydrobiopterin biosynthetic process.